AUGUCGUUGAACUGGAUUGAUUUGCAACAGGAGAGCUUUGAGAAGCUCAAGGCUAUACUGACUCAGGCCCCUGUUCUAAUACAGCCAGAGUCUGGAAAAGAGUUUACUGUUUACAGCGACGCAUCACAUGUCAGUUUAGGAUGCGUAUUGAUGCAAGUGGGUAAGGUGGUAGCAUACGCUUCUCGUCAGCUUAAGACUCAUGAGGCGAAUUAUCCGACGCAUAACUUGGAGUUGACCGCAGUAGUUGGGAGUGGGAAUACCGAGAAUUUUGGACUGAAUAACGAAAGGGUACUCUAUUUUCGUGGGAGAAUCUGUGUACCAAAAGAUAUUGAAUUGAGGCAGUCUAUACUAUGA
Messenger RNA from Gossypium raimondii (Peruvian cotton), 354 nucleotides. RefSeq lists its product as uncharacterized. Lineage: Eukaryota; Viridiplantae; Streptophyta; Magnoliopsida; Malvales; Malvaceae. Bases 1 to 354 code for a protein of 117 amino acids. The record is from RefSeq and is a predicted model, not a curated record. The transcript is spliced from 2 exons.